AAGAUGUGAAGGGGAAAUGCCAAAAAGUUUCCAUUUCGUUUACUUUGAAAAAAGGCUGUUUGAAUUUGAACCAAAUAAUUACUCCAUCUUGAUUUCAUUUUGUUUCUUCUCUUUGGCUUUGUUCUUUUCGCCGUUGUUCAUAUUCGAUAGAUCAAUCGAUUAUAGUUUUUUAAUCCGCCGAUUCUACCCUAUGUUUUGAUCGGAAAUCAAUUUCUGAUUAUUCGAUCAAACCCCAAACGAACUUCGUCCUCGCUGUUGCUGACGAUUGGGGUUUGUAAAUUGUAAUCUCUCUUCCCGUUUUCUGUAGUUGAAAUUAGGGUUUGAUUUGGGGAUUCCCAAUUUCUCCCCCCUUUUCAAUUUAGGAACCGCCUCCGGGGGGGGUUUCUUGUUCGAAUUUCGACAUGGGGAAUCCGAUUUGAGAGUUUCCUAGGUUUUAAUUUCACGACAGACAAUGUUGGUUUUGGGGCGGCAGCCAUUGAUGUGUUCUGAAAUCAUCGUGUGGAUUCAUUAGUUGUUUUUUUAUUUUUCAGUCAUUUGAUGCCUAAGUUUCAUUCAGGACUUCUGUCGAACAGUUGGUUUGCAGGUGCAGUUUCUCUACCCAAGUUUCUGAAUUUCCGGUGGAUUAUGGGCUGUAUUCACGGCAAAUGUUGCCGGAAAUAUCCACAUUCGUCGGACGGCGACAACAACGGCGAAAACUUGGGUCGAAACAUUCAAAUCCCUGCACCUUCUUCUUUAGAGGUAGUUGCUGUGCCUUCAAGCAACCUUAAAUUAUGCUAUUCCUUGCUAUCGCAGCGUGGCUAUUACCCCGAAACCCCGAACAAGGAGAAUCAGGACGCAUAUUGUAUUAGGACAAACAUUAGAGGCAAUCCCGACGUGCAUUUCUUCGGAGUUUUUGACGGCCACGGCAUGUCGGGUGGGCAAUGCUCAAAUUUCGCCAAGGAAAGGCUAAUCGAGAUAUUGUCCAACGACGCCUCGUUGUUGGAUGAUCCGAUUAAAGCUUACAGCAACGCGUUCUUGGCGACGAAUGAGGAGCUGCACAACAGCGGGAUCGAUGAUUCGAUGAGCGGGACUACCGCCAUCACGGCAUUGGUGAUUGGGGACAAGCUUUAUGUGGCGAAUGUCGGGGAUUCGCGCGCCGUUUUGGCUGUUAAGGAAGGAGGAGAUGGCGUUGUCGUUGGUCGCGACUUGUCGUACGAUCAAACGCCGUUUAGGAAAGAUGAGUGUGAGAGGGUGAAGCUUUGUGGGGCGAGGGUGUUGAGCGUCGAUCAAGUUGAAGGGCUGAAAGAUCCCACGAUUCAGUCGUGGGGGGAUGAGGAGACCGAGGGGAGCGAUCCGCCGCGAUUGUGGUAUCAGAAUGGGAUGUAUCCGGGGACAGCGUUUACACGGAGCGUCGGGGAUAGUAUUGCGGAGAAAAUUGGCGUUGUUGCCGAUCCCGAGGUGUCCGUUGUGCAGCUUACGUCGGGACAUCCCUUCUUUAUCGUUGCUAGUGAUGGUGUUUUCGAGUUCUUGUCCAGCCAAACUGUCGUGAGCAUGGUUAACAAAUACGCAGAUCCUCGAGACGCCUGUUCUGCCAUAGCUGCGGAGUCGUUCAAAUUAUGGUUGGAGAACGAAAAUCGAACUGACGAUAUCACGCUCAUCAUUGUACAAAUCAAAGACCUGAAUAAUGUAUGACCCGAUCGAUCAGAUGACUUCUUUAGUAGCUCGCCAAGUUUAUCGUACGUAGCCUUGUUUAUCAUCAUCGACUUUUUUUGGCGAUGAUUGUGAUGUACAUUUCGACUCGUUCCCACUUUUAUGAAAUAUCGUUUCAAUUA
This is a messenger RNA of Andrographis paniculata, 1811 nucleotides long. RefSeq names its product probable protein phosphatase 2C 35. Bases 538 to 1671 code for a protein of 377 amino acids. The record is from RefSeq and is a predicted model, not a curated record. Gene Ontology annotation, molecular function: cation binding; protein serine/threonine phosphatase activity. Lineage: Eukaryota; Viridiplantae; Streptophyta; Magnoliopsida; Lamiales; Acanthaceae. Gene Ontology annotation, biological process: protein dephosphorylation. Gene Ontology annotation, cellular component: cytosol; nucleus. The transcript has 2 exons.